Messenger RNA from Linum tenue, 1596 nucleotides. The record is from the annotation of a GenBank genome assembly. NCBI's taxonomy places the organism in Eukaryota, Viridiplantae, Streptophyta, Magnoliopsida, Malpighiales, Linaceae.
GUCAACUAGCGCGAAAAGAACGUAACAAACACGUCAUUCCAGACCCGUCUCGACUUUUUAUUGGUUAUCCGUAACUGAGUCGGCCAAUUCCCGUUCUAUAAAUUGAUCCCCAAUUCUCCCUUUUUCUCUCACAAAUUCUCAAUUCAUCCGCAGCUCUUCCCGAUCAAACCUUCGAUUUAGUGCUUUCUGCCCGCAGCUUCUCAAGAUGCAGAUCUUUGUCAAGACUCUCACCGGAAAGACAAUCACCCUCGAGGUCGAGAGCAGCGACACUAUCGACAACGUCAAGGCUAAGAUCCAGGACAAGGAGGGGAUUCCCCCGGAUCAGCAGAGGCUGAUCUUCGCCGGCAAGCAACUCGAGGACGGCAGGACCUUGGCCGAUUACAACAUCCAGAAGGAGUCGACCCUUCACCUGGUUCUCCGUCUCCGUGGAGGCAUGCAGAUCUUCGUGUCGAGAGCUCCGACACGAUCGAUAACGUGAAGGCUAAGAUCCAGGACAAAGAGGGCAUCCCACCGGAUCAGCAGAGGUUGAUCUUCGCCGGCAAGCAGCUGGAGGACGGCAGGACCUUGGCCGAUUACAACAUACAGAAGGAGUCUACACUUCACUUGGUCCUCCGUCUCAGAGGUGGGAUGCAGAUCUUCGUGAAGACCUUGACCGGCAAGACCAUCACCCUCGAGGUUGAGAGCUCGGACACCAUCGAUAAUGUCAAGGCUAAGAUCCAGGACAAGGAAGGGAUCCCUCCUGACCAGCAGAGGCUUAUCUUCGCCGGGAAGCAGCUAGAAGAUGGAAGGACUUUGGCCGACUACAACAUACAGAAGGAAUCAACCCUCCAUCUUGUCCUCCGUCUCAGGGGAGGUAUGCAAAUCUUCGUGAAGACCUUGACUGGCAAGACCAUUACCCUUGAGGUCGAGAGCUCCGACACCAUUGACAAUGUCAAGGCCAAGAUCCAGGAUAAGGAGGGAAUCCCUCCAGACCAGCAGAGGCUCAUCUUUGCCGGGAAGCAGCUCGAGGACGGAAGAACUCUGGCGGAUUACAAUAUCCAGAAGGAGUCGACCCUUCACUUGGUCCUGCGUCUGAGGGGAGGGAUGCAGAUUUUCGUGAAGACCCUGACUGGGAAGACGAUUACCUUGGAGGUGGAGAGCUCGGACACCAUUGACAAUGUCAAGGCCAAGAUCCAGGAUAAGGAGGGAAUCCCUCCAGACCAGCAGAGGCUCAUCUUUGCUGGGAAGCAAUUGGAAGAUGGGAGGACACUGGCGGAUUACAACAUCCAGAAGGAGUCUACCCUCCACCUUGUCCUGCGUCUCCGUGGUGGCUUUUAAAGGGUCUUCUGUCUCUUGUGAUGCGUCAAGUUGUUGGUGUUUGAUUAUGUUUGAACUUUGAAGAUGUUUUAAGUUUCUGGUCUUGAAAGAAUGGUGUAGCCUAAUGACACCUCAGUUUAAGUUUUUUCCUUUUGGUUCAUUUUCGAGUACUGUGUUGGCCGUGGUGGCCAUUUGAACAAUGAUUCUCUGUCGGUUUCUUGCUGUUGGAAUGAUGAAGUCGAACUAUGUUAAUAAAGCCUAUGGUUCUUUCUGUCUUGAUAUACUUGCUUACCUCUGUGC